Molecule: messenger RNA, 1263 nt
Organism: Candidozyma auris
Lineage: Eukaryota; Fungi; Ascomycota; Pichiomycetes; Serinales; Metschnikowiaceae
Gene: CRH11
Product: transglycosylase
Exons: 1
Coding region: 1-1263 (420 amino acids)
Biological process (GO): fungal-type cell wall organization; carbohydrate metabolic process
Cellular component (GO): fungal-type cell wall
Molecular function (GO): hydrolase activity, hydrolyzing O-glycosyl compounds; glycosyltransferase activity
Source: RefSeq, a predicted model, not a curated record
AUGCUAUUCUUCCUAGCGUUGAUUGCAAAUUUCGCAGCCAUUUUGGCAGCCACCUCUGCGCUGUGCAACCCGUUGUCGUCGUCUUGUUCGCCCGACAAGGCCUUGGGAACGGGUCUUGUUGAGCUGUUUACAUCGGAAAGCGACCAAUUUAGCGUUGUGGCCGUGCCCUCGGGCGUAUCGUACACAGACGACGGGUUGGAGUUGACCUUGAAAAAGAAAGGCGACAACCCUGGCAUCAAGUCGAACUUCUACAUCAUGUUUGGACGUGUGGAGGUGAUCAUGAAGGCAGCGCCCGGCAGAGGCAUUGUGUCUUCGUUCUUUAUGAUGUCGGACGAUUUGGACGAAAUCGACAUUGAGUUGUUGGGCGCCGACGACACUCAGUUCCAGUCGAACUACUUCUCCAAGGGCAACACCACCACAUAUGACAGAGGCGAGUACCACUCUACACCAGGUUCUCCUCAGGACAAUUUCUUCAACUACACCAUUGUGUGGACAGAAAACGAGUGUGUGUGGUAUUUGGAAGGCACCCCAGUAAGAACCCUCUCGAGCGACAACAGCCAGGGUUACCCUCAAACACCCAUGUACAUCAAAGCAGGCAUUUGGGCAGGCGGUGACGACACCAACGAGCCUGGAACCAUUGAGUGGGCAGGCGGGUCGACUGAUUACAGCCAGGCGCCCUUCACGAUGCACAUCAAGAAGUUGGUGGUGGAUGACUACUCCACUGGCGAUAAGUAUGAGUAUGGCGACAAGUCUGGAAGCUGGAAGUCGAUCAAGGCGGAAAAUGGAGAAGUGAACGGGAGAAGCGGGUCCUCCUCCACUAACAAGCAAGGCGACGCAAACAAGUCGAAGUCCAGUUCUUCCAGUUCUUCCAGUUCCUCCAGUUCCUCCAGUUCCUCCAGUUCUUCCAGUUCCUCUAGCUCAAGCUCUUCAGCUGUCUCUUCGAAGAAUUCUCCUACGUCUUCGGCUGCCUCAUCUACCAGCACGGUUUCUGCUUCCUCUGCCAAUGCCGUUGCAGCUUCCACUCACAAAGCUUCGUCGACAUCUGGUGAUUCCGUGUCUACGAGGCUGCCCUCCACAUUGAACACUGUGUUAGCUGCUUCUUCUGGCUCUGGCUCUGGCGGCAGCGAUGCCUCAUCUACUACAGAAGCUUCUUCCGCUUCUUCCUCGGGUGCUUCGGUGGCCACUGUCUCUUCUGGGGACUUGGCUGCGUCUACUUUCGUUUCUGGUGUGCUUGUGUUUGUCGCUAUGGCAUUAAACUUUUAG